GUCUUCCGGUUCCGGCAGGCGGCGGCGUGAGGGGGCCGAGGCGGCGGCGGCGGCAGCGGGGUCAGGAUGGGGCUGAGCGCGGAGGAGGCGGCGGAACAGGAGGAUCGCUUCGACGGCAUGCUCCUGGCCAUGGCCCAGCAGCACCAGGGCGGCGUGCGCGAGCUGGUGAACACGUUCUUUAGUUUCCUGAGGCGUAAAACAGAUUUCUUCACUGGUGGAGAAGAUGGCGUAGCAGAGAAGCUGAUCACAGACACCUUCAACCAUCACAACAAACUAGCUCAGAAGGAGCGGAAGGAGAAGAAGGCUCGUCAGGAGGCAGAGCGGCGAGAAAAGGCAGAGCGAGCUGCGAAACUCGCUAAAGAAGCAAAGCAGGAAGCGAACGAGCCGAGGAUUAAGGAACUUACGGACGAGGAAGCAGAAAGGCUGCAGCUGGAAAUCGACCAGAAAAAGGAAGCACAGAAGGAGGUUAACAGUGUCCCAGUGAAAUCCUCAGAAGAUGAAGGUGAAUCUUCAGAUUCGAACAAACAGGAAACAGAUGAAGAAGAGGAAGAUGAGAAGGAUAAAGGAAAACUUAAACCCAACUCUGGCAAUGGAGCUGACCUUCCAAACUACAGAUGGACACAGACGCUUUCAGAGCUGGAUCUGGCCAUCCCUUUCAAGGUGAAUUUCCGGCUGAAGGGGAAGGACGUGGUGGUGGAUAUCCAGAGACGGCACCUCAAGGUCGGCCUGAAGGGCCACCCGCCUGUUAUCGAUGGAGACCUUUUCAAUGAAGUGAAGGUGGAGGAGAGCUCCUGGCUGAUUGAAGAUGGUAAAACAGUCACCGUGCACCUGGAGAAGAUCAACAAGAUGGAAUGGUGGAACAAACUAGUCUCCACGGACCCAGAAAUCAACACCAAGAAAAUUAAUCCAGAGAACUCAAAAUUGUCAGACCUGGACAGCGAGACUCGCAGCAUGGUGGAGAAAAUGAUGUAUGAUCAACGACAGAAAUCCAUGGGCCUCCCCACGUCUGACGAACAGAAGAAGCAGGACAUUUUGAAAAAGUUCAUGGAACAGCAUCCAGAAAUGGACUUUUCAAAGGCUAAAUUCAACUGAGUCCUCCUCUUUUCCUCCCCUCCCUCAGUCAGCCCAUCGAACGGGGCAGGAUUUGUGUUGCCGGAUAUGUAGGGAUCCCUUACCUUGGGCAAGUAAGCACUUCCAGCAUCCCCACCUGAGCUUGCUGUGGAGGCAGCUCCGUGAAGUCAUCCUCAGUUGUCCCGUGUCAAGCAGAACACAAGGCCACAGAACCAGCCUGCAGCAGUUCCAGUCAGAGCCAUCUGCGACGCUUCCUAAACAGCAGUUAGCGGAGAAGGAGGGGCUAGAGCAAAAAGAGCAUUAGGGCUACAAGAGCCAGACUUGAGAGGCUUUGGGACAUACCCUUAAUGUAUUGCUUAGCUUAAUCUCCUGGCUCUUCAGCGUUAGUAAUCCACGCUUCGCCGUAUCAGUUCUGGCAGCAGGUUCUCCUGAGUUUUUACUCCCUCCCCUUCUGGCAUUCUUGCCCUCUUGUGAAAACAAGGGCCGGUUUAGUUUUGGAAAUAAUUCCUGUUCUGCCUCUCUGGGCCUGGGAAAGGAAAACAGUAGCAUAAGAAGCAGCCAUUGCAGCUCCUCCUCAUGCCCAUAACUCAUCAUUUUCAGGUCUGGAAACUGAUUGGAGAAAGGGUGAAAACUGGUUCCCUUCUCCUCACCUGUAACGGGCUCAAGGGUAAAUCACAUCUGAGCAGAGGGUUUGGUGGCUGAGCUGCACUUGGUGCCUUCCACCCUUGCUGCUGCUUCUGUUCUUGCCAGAGGUGGAACAGUCCGGACCCCAUGGGGCUCAAGGGAGGGCUCCCAUCCCAGCUGGAGAGGAUGACCUGCUGCCCUGGGGGUAAGGAAGGCUAGGAAAUCUGGGGGUGCGGGCAGGGAGAGGGCGUGGGGGGGUCUUUGGGGUGCUGUUCUUACUGACAAUGCAUCUCCCGGCCCGUUUCCAAGCGCCUCUCUCCCUGCUGACCACUGACAGGCAUUGCUGCGUUCUCUUCUGAGCUCCUGCUGACAAGUGGCAUUACUCUGCAUGUUCGUAUCUUCGUUAAAACUGCGGUGCAACAUAAAGACAAAAAAAGUGGCAUAUU
Messenger RNA from Oxyura jamaicensis (ruddy duck), 2141 nucleotides. It is a transcript of the gene NUDC, whose product is annotated as nuclear distribution C, dynein complex regulator. The transcript is spliced from 9 exons. Gene Ontology annotation, biological process: protein folding. Lineage: Eukaryota; Metazoa; Chordata; Aves; Anseriformes; Anatidae. The coding region runs from base 67 to 1092 and encodes 341 amino acids. Gene Ontology annotation, cellular component: cytoplasm. The record is from RefSeq and is a predicted model, not a curated record.